Molecule: messenger RNA, 951 nt
Organism: Plasmodium vivax (malaria parasite P. vivax)
Lineage: Eukaryota; Apicomplexa; Aconoidasida; Haemosporida; Plasmodiidae
Exons: 3
Coding region: 134-721 (195 amino acids)
Source: RefSeq, a predicted model, not a curated record
GUGCUAGUAGGUUACAUAACGAAGCGUAUCAUUUUUAUGUCUGCCCAAGAGUUCUCUCUCCCCUCUGACAUCUGUUCACCUCCCUCAAAACUAAGAAGUAAAUCCGCCCACUUUGAUAACUACCAAUUUUAAAAUGUUUCCCCUCAAGUCUUCCACCUUCCUACUUCUCCUCUUCCUCUGUGUCGAAUGGACCCGCGCGAAGAUCGAGUUGAUACUAUCCGAUCUCGGCGCAGACAAGUGCAACUCCGAACAGGUGAAAGCCCUGGAUGAUAAGUUCUACGGGGCAGCUUGUGGGGGGGAAAAUGUGCUGCCCUCCGUCGAGUGGUUUCAAAGGAACAGCGAAACGAAGUCCUACGCGGUGACCGUCACUAGCAUGGUUAGCUCCAGGGUGGUGACGCACUUCUUGGCAUGGAACAUACCCUCACAUGUUAAUUUGAUUAAUCACUCCACGAGCUUCGACGAGCUGGAGGCAACCGUCGGGUUGAAUUCGCUUGGCGAGGCCAAGUACGCGGGGCCGUGUGCCUCGGCCAUGGCAGAAGAGAGCAGCUGUUUGUUGUUUACGCUCUACGCGCUAAAAUCGGACCACAUAGAGCUGUCUGAAGACGCGGACUAUUUCGAGCUGAUGGCCUACCUCAAAAGCAUGAGUCGAGAGGAGAAGGGGCUCCUCGACCGGCUGUCCUUGUACGCCAUGACCAUCCCGAAGCGGAGGGUUUCAAGUUGAAUGGUAGCGGGUGGUUCGUCGCCUCCAUUUGGCUAAGCCCCGUUCGAGGGGAGGUCCCAUUUUCGCAUAAGUGCACACAGCAUCCCUCUACACUUUGCUGCUUUCGAAGCGUGACAGGAGCUGCGAACCGUUUUGUUUUCCCUACAUGAGGUGCCAGAAAAGGGCAAAGAUGACCCUUCUGCGAGGAUUUAAAAAGGAAAAUCCCAGUAGGGUUUACUCCCUGUGCAUGU